AGAAGGUCGCACAGAGUCUUCAGCUCCCGCCUGCACCACUUGACGAAUGUUUUUUCCUUAUUACCAUGAAGAGACAAAACGCCAGGACUCUCGCCCUCAUCAUCAGCAUCCUCACCUACCUGGUGGUCGGUGCGGCCGUGUUCGAGACCCUGGAGUCGAAACAGGAGAAAAGUCACAAGAGGAAGCUCGACGCCAGAAAGUACGAACUCAUGCGCAAAUAUAACUUGACCAAAGAGAACUUCGAGGAGCUGGAGCACGUCGUGUUGCAGCUCAAACCUCACAAAGCGGGGGUCCAGUGGAAAUUUGCUGGCUCCUUUUACUUCGCCAUCACUGUGAUUACGACAAUAGGUUACGGCCAUGCAGCGCCCAGCACCGACUCAGGGAAAGUGUUCUGCAUGUUCUACGCCCUCCUGGGGAUCCCGCUCACUUUGGUCAUGUUCCAGAGCCUAGGUGAGCGGAUCAACACGUUCGUCAGGUACCUGCUGCACCAAGCCAAGAAGUGCCUGGGAAUGCGUCAGACCGAGGUCUCCAUGGCGAACAUGGUGACGGUGGGCUUCUUCUCUUGCAUGAGCACCCUGUGUGUGGGGGCUGUGGCGUUCUCUCACUGCGAGGGAUGGAGCUUCCUCCACGCCUUUUACUACUGCUUUAUCACACUCACCACUAUCGGGUUUGGAGACUAUGUGGCUCUGCAGAGGGACGACGCGCUGCAGAAUGACCCUCGGUACGUGGCUUUCUGCUUCGUCUACAUCCUGAUGGGCCUGACGGUGAUCGGGGCGUUCCUAAACCUGGUGGUGCUUCGCUUCCUUACCAUGAACACUGAGGACGAGCGGAGAGACGCCAAGCAGAGAGCCUUGAUGUCCGUCAGUAAGCCCAGAGGAGAAGUGGCUCGUCUAAUACCAGUCUCAGCCUCAACCUCUUCCACACCUGUAGCAGACGACACUACAAAAGCUAAAGAUUUAAAAGGUGUCUACACUGAGGUGCUUCAUUUCCAGACUAUAUGCUCCUGCUUAUGGUACAGGAGCAAGGAGAAGCUGCAGAGCUCCACUAUGAUCCCUCAGGAGCUGACGUUCUCUGAUGCCUACUUGCAGCAGAAUAGUAACUGUCCUCACUACAUGGAACCUUUAUCAACAGGCUGCGUUUGCAGUCCACGUCAGUGCUCGAGCAUAAGCUCCAUAACAACGGGCCUACACAUUCUCUCUCCGUUCAGGGUGUUUAAGAGACGCAGCUCCGUCUAGCCUUUCAAUACAGCAGAUUUCAGUACAGCACAAUGCGUCUGUACUGCCAAGCGGACAACAGAUACUUGGCAGUCCUCACAGCAAAGACAUGACUGCAAGUAGACGUUUGUGGUGCUAUAAUCCCAGUAAACCAACAGUAGGACACGCAAAAGGGAAAAGCACAUACAGCACUGUAAACAGCAAAGUCUUACCCAAAUAUGUAUUUUGAGAAAGCACAACAAAAUUCUUAUUCAGGGCAUCCUGUGUGCUUUGACAAACCAUGUAGGUACUCGUCUGGGUCACCACACAUGAACACAUGAACGCACUGCAGUACACUGUGGUGCACAGUGUACACAGCUUGUAGGUGGCAGCGCAGCGGCAGAACAGGUUGAGUCAGUUGAGCAACGGCACGAUAAAAUUAUAAAAUAACUGAAACUUGUCAGACCAAAGCUCUGCAGUAAAUUCCAGUUGUGUGCGUUUGUUAAUAAUCUCAAAGAUGCUGAUUCAACUCUGGUUAUUUCUAAAAGCUGUACUUUGUGGCAUUGUUGGUCCGUUGUUUUUCCCUGUUAGGCAUAUGUCUUGGUGUUUUUUUUUUUUAAGACAUCUCCCGUCAUAGUAUUUGUGACUGAUGAAGCAUCAGUUCACUUUCUGGCCUUAUAUAAGUUGCCUUGUGUUGUCCUAGAAAACGCUUUCAAACAAAUCGUAAUUGUCAGAACUUUAUUAAAGCUGACACACACUGGUAACUCAGUAUGACUCAUUCCCUGUGUAGCAGCCUCUGUUAUUGUGAGUUUCAGUGCUCUCUGCCCAAAUUUCUGGUGCAUCAGUCACAAACACUGCAAAAUUAUGUAACGUCACAAGUGGAGAAGUUCAAAAAAUCACGAUGACAUAUCCCAAACACAGAGAAACUGCAUUAGGGAAAGAAGUACAGUAAUCACAAGUAGACACUCACCAGCACUAACUGAAACACACUUAACUGGACUUGUUUAACAACACUGCUUUAAAAGGACUGCUUUAAAAAUGAUCAUCGGGCUAAAUCAACAACUCCCCAACAACUUGGUAUUCUCUGCAGAGUUACUGUAGUGUUUCUGUUACUUUGUCCACCCCUGGCUGAUGGUUGGUGAAGUCGCAGAUUUGGCACUGCUGGGUCCAGAAGUCAGUCCGGGGCAGGUACUGGUCUGCUUCGUGGCGUUUCCACUGUGAUGCUGUUAUCAGUCCUUCAGGAAUCAGAGCAGAUACACACCCAAACAUCCAGGUACUAGUGAGGUUGCACUAUUAAAGGAUAACUCAACAUUUUGGAAAAUAUGCUCAGAUGAGAAUAUAUCUCUGUCAUGGCAGUGCAAAGACCUUUUUCACAGCAGCCAUUUUGAUGUGAAAUAGUUUGUUAAACACAGGUGUUACCAAUGAUACCAGUUAAGGUUCUGU
This is a messenger RNA of Morone saxatilis (striped sea-bass), 2636 nucleotides long. It is a transcript of the gene kcnk3b, whose product is annotated as potassium channel, subfamily K, member 3b. Gene Ontology annotation, molecular function: potassium ion leak channel activity; open rectifier potassium channel activity. NCBI's taxonomy places the organism in Eukaryota, Metazoa, Chordata, Actinopteri, Moronidae. The record is from RefSeq and is a predicted model, not a curated record. Bases 66 to 1235 code for a protein of 389 amino acids. The transcript is spliced from 2 exons. Gene Ontology annotation, cellular component: membrane. Gene Ontology annotation, biological process: potassium ion transmembrane transport; stabilization of membrane potential.